Molecule: messenger RNA, 4505 nt
Organism: Oncorhynchus keta (chum salmon)
Lineage: Eukaryota; Metazoa; Chordata; Actinopteri; Salmoniformes; Salmonidae
Product: TBC1 domain family member 30-like
Cellular component (GO): endoplasmic reticulum
Source: RefSeq, a predicted model, not a curated record
GACGCAGCACUGGGGAACGGUGGCGGUUGCUGCUGAAUAAAGUUGAUCCGUGCUUUUCGAAACCAUUUGGGACGUCCCUAACCUUAACCCCCUCUACCUAACCAUUUAACCAUCAAAUUCAAUGGGAGGCACGUCCCAAAGAUAUCGGAUAGCAUGGACAGAAGAAGUUUCCAGUGGGCUGGACUAUUCACUCCGGAGGGGCGGCAGAUUGCGAACUUUCAGGAAGGAAACUAGUAGCUCCCGGUCACAGCCCUGCCUCCUGACUAGUGGAAUGGAAUGCACCCGGAACUCACUUCCUCUUGAAGACGAGUGUUGAAUUAAGAAAAGUAGUUGCACCUGUUCUCAUGAAACGUUCAUGGUUUGGAGAGAUGGCAACUUGACAAGCACAAGAAUAACAGUAGCGAACUGACCCGCGUGUUGUAAUGUCGUCCCAGGCUGAGAACGUGGCGGAACUUUUAGAAAUAGACAUAUGUGACGGCGACAUCUGCUCGGAGGGGGAGAGCGGAGUGUUCAUCAACUCAGGUACAGGUGCGUCACUCUUAGACGGCUUCUCGGCGUUUCAGCAGUGGACCGGACCUAGAUCUCGUUCCUCUUCAGGCCACAACAACACAGACUCUGUCACAAAGAGACCGAGAGAAACAUCAUCCCCGAGUCUGUAUCCCCAGAACGGCCUGGGGUCUGGAGCCGGUGAUCGUGUGACCCUUGGCGAGCUCCAGGGUCAGGAUCUCCGAGCCCCCCGCUCCUCCAUAGUGGACUGUCUGUUGGUGGAGCUCUAUGACACUUACAGCAGCGCUCGGCUCAGUGUUGACAGCCCGGAUAGCAGUACCGAGGCGUCCAGCUCUGAGCUGUUCUGCCGCAGUAAUACUGGAUCCAGCUUCCUCCAGGAACUACAGGAGAAACACACCAGGAGACACCAGGUCAACUACCUGUCUCAGAAAGGAGUGGACACCAGGUUAAAGUUCACCAUCGAACCUUCUCUGGGCAAGAACGGCUUCCAACAGUGGUAUGAUGCUCUGAAGGCUGUGGUCAGACUUCCUACAGGCAUCCCUAAAGAGUGGAGGAAGAGGGUAUGGCUGACUCUAGCUGAUCAGUACCUCCACAGUAUCUCUAUCGACUGGGACAAAACUCUGCGCUUCGCUUUCAACGAACGCAGUAACCCUGACGAUGACUCACUGGGCAUCCAGAUUGUUAAGGACCUACACAGGACAGGUUGUAGUUCAUACUCCGGCCAGGAGGGGGAGCAGGACCGGGUGGUGCUGAAGAGGGUGCUCCUGGCGUACGCUCGCUGGAAUAAGGCUGUAGGAUACUGUCAGGGCUUCAACGUACUGGCGGCGCUCAUACUGGAGGUUACAGAGGGCAACGAGAGCCACGCACUAAAGGUGAUGAUCUACCUGAUAGACAAGGUGCUACCAGAGAGCUAUUUUGCCAACAACCUGCGUUCUCUGUCAGUGGACAUGGCUGUGUUUAGAGAUCUCCUGAGGAUGAAGCUGCCUCAUCUCUCACAGCACCUACACCUCCUGCAGAAGACUGCUGAUAGAGUGGCUGGAGGCAGCUACGAGCCUCCCCUGACCAACGUGUUCACGAUGCAGUGGUUUCUGACCAUGUUUGCUACGUGCCUGCCCCCCAACACCGUGCUGAAGAUCUGGGACUCUGUGUUCUUCGAAGGUUCUGAGGUUCUGCUGAGGGUGGCUCUGGCCAUCUGGUCUCACCUGGGGGAGCAUAUAGAGUACUGUCAGACAGCAGACGAGUUCUACAGCACCAUGGGAUGGAUCACUCAGGAGAUGUUGGAGAACAGCCUCAUAGACUGUAGCCACCUCAUGCAGACGGUGUACUCUAUGGCUGUGUUUCCAUUCCCUCAGCUGGCUGAACUCCGAGAGAAAUACACCUACAACAUCACCCCCUUCCCCACCUCCACCCCCAACGGCAGGUUGGUCAAUGUUCCUACAGGUGAUGAAGACGAGGAUGAAGAUGAAGAUGCAGUGGUGACAGCAGCGUUGGGAUGUUUGGGUCCACUGGGGGGGCUGUUAGCUCCAGAACUACAGCGGUACCAGAGACACAUUAAAGACCAGCGUGGGGGGGAGCAGGGCGGUAACAUGGCAGACCUGAGCCCCGGGGUGAAUGGUGACGGCAGAGCAGAGCAUCAAGCGGCCAUCAACAGCAUGCUGCAGGAGAGGAUGAGUACUGACAUCAGCGCUCUGAAGAAACAGUACUCACGUAUCAAGAGACAUCAGCAACAACAGGCCACGCAGCUGUACAUACACACAGAUAGAUGUCCAGCCACCAGCGUGUUAGCAUCUCAGCUACAUCCUUCUCCUGUCGUCAACCACCUGUUGCUAGGCAGGAAGCCCAGGAACAGCCUGAAACACUCUCCCUCCAGCCUGCGAGGUGUCCCCCUGCCUCAGGCACAGUCCAGCCCUGCCACCCCUGGCCCCGCCCCUAACCCCACCCCUAGCGGGGAGAGGGGGAGGAACAGACUGGUAUCUCAUGCUGAAGACUGUCAGAGCAGGGUGGGGUCCCCCUGGCGUGCCCACGUACGUGCCCACCGCAGGAACAUAGCCCGGGCACGGGUACAGCUAGGGUUUGGAGACAUGGAGGACAGACACCCUCAUCAGACGGAGGAGGACAGACACCCUCAUCAGACGGAGGAGGACAGACACCCUCAUCAGACGGAGGAGGACAGACACCCUCAUCAGACGGAGGAGGACAGACACCCUCACCAGACGGAGGAGGACAGACACCCUCACCAGACGGAGGAGGACAGACACCCUCACCAGACGGAGGAGGACAGACACCCUCACCAGACGGAGGAGGACAGACACCCUCACCAGACGGAGGAGGACAGACACCCUCACCAGACGGAGGAGGACAGACACCCUCACCAGACGGAGGAGGACAGACACCCUCAUCAGACGGAGGAGGACAGACACCCUCAUCAGACGGAGGAGGACAGACACCCUCAUCAGACGGAGGAGGACAGACGCCCUCAUCAGACGGAGGAGGACAGACGCCCUCAUCAGACGGAGGAGGACAGACGCCCUCAUCAGACGGAGGAGGACAGACGCCCUCAUCAGACGGAGGAGGACAGACGCCCUCAUCAGACGGAGGAGGACAGACGCCCUCACCAGACGGAGGAGGACAGACACCCUCACCAGACGGAGGAGGACAGACACCCUCAUCAGACGGAGGAGGACAGACGCCCUCACCAGACGGAGGAGGACAGACACCCUCAUCAGACGGAGGAGGACAGACGCCCUCACCAGACGGAGGAGGACAGACGCCCUCACCAGACGGAGGAGGACAGACGCCCUCACCAGACGGAGGAGGACAGACGCCCUCACCAGACGGAGGAGGACAGACGCCCUCACCAGACGGAGGAGGACAGACGCCCUCACCAGACGGAGGAGGACAGACGCCCUCACCAGACGGAGGAGGACAGACACCCUCACCAGACGGAGGAGGACAGACGCCCUCACCAGACGGAGGAGGACAGACGCCCUCACCAGACGGAGGAGGACAGACGCCCUCACCAGACGGAGGAGGACAGACACCCUCACCAGACGGAGGAGGACAGACACCCUCACCAGACGGAGGAGGACAGACACCCUCACCAGAUGGAGGAGAGAGAUGGAGUGGGUGAGGGAAAGGCUGAUGAUGAUGAGGGUAGUCACCUCCCUGUGUCUCCUGCCCAGGCCUCCAGUAAGGAGGUGCCAGCUGUGGUGGAAGAGGAGGAGCACCUGUUGUCUCUAGAGCUGGACUCUGGAUCAGAACUAAACCAGACCCCACCUCUACUACCCUGCUCUCCUAGAGAGACUGACCCAGACACACUACCCUCCUCUCCUAGAGAGACUGACCCAGACACACUACCCUCCUCUCCUAGAGAGACUGACCCAGACACACUACCCUCCUCUCCUAGAGAGACUGACCCAGACACACUACCCUCCUCUCCUAGAGAGACUGACCCAGACACACUACCCUCCUCUCCUAGAGAGACUGACCCAGACACACUACCCUCCUCUCCUAGAGAGACUGACCCAGACACACUACCCUGCUCUCCUACAGAGACUGACCCAGACACACUACCCUCCUCUCCUAGAGGGACUGACCCAGACACACUACCCUGCUCUCCUAGAGAGACUGACCCAGACACACUACCCUCCUCUCCUAGAGAGACUGACCCAGACACACUACCCUGCUCUCCUAGAGGGACUGACCCAGACACACUACCCUCCUCUCCCACCAUCCCAGAGCUACCUGUCCUGCCUCCUCUUCCUCGACCACCCUCAUCACACCACCACCACCAUCAACAGUCUGACCCUUCAAUCUCCUCUCAGAACAUCUACUGUAUGAGACUCUCUCCUGGUAGCCCUGUUACCCUCACUAACCCCCCUACUCCUUUUACCCUCUCUAACCCCCCUCCCCCUGUUACCCUCACUAACCCCCUUUUACCCUCUCUAACCCCCUCCCCUGUUACCCUCACUAACCCCCUCCCCUGUUACCCUCUCUAA